Stegostoma tigrinum is the source of this 705-nucleotide messenger RNA. RefSeq names its product zinc finger C2HC domain-containing protein 1B-like. The transcript has 5 exons. The record is from RefSeq and is a predicted model, not a curated record. Bases 1 to 705 code for a protein of 234 amino acids. Lineage: Eukaryota; Metazoa; Chordata; Chondrichthyes; Orectolobiformes; Stegostomatidae.
AUGGAGAUUGGGGCAGGACGGAGACAGGAGAAGAAAGGGUUUAGUUUCAGGUUUAUUUGGAAUAGAUUUGAAAUCAUUAUAAAACUCAAUGUUGGCUUCUGUCUCAAGGAACGACAUGAACCUAUUUGUAGCAAAGUUUCCAACAAGAAGAAAAGAGUCUUCAAUUCGUACAAGCAAAGAGCUGCUGGGACAGGCAUUUCAUCAGUGAGAGGCCCAUCAGUUGCCAAGAUGCCUCUACCUGUGUCACAUUGGAAGCAACAGCAUGAAGAUUUCAUCAACACCAUCAGGUCAGCUAGGCUCGCCACAGAUGCUGUUAAAAAGGGCCUGCCUCUUCCCCCUCCCCCACCCGCCAGCAUCAACCCAGAUUACAUCGAGUGUCCCUACUGCAACAGGCGUUUCAAUGAAACAGCUGCUGAGCGACACAUCAACUUCUGCAAGACUAACGUUAACCGCAAGGUUGUGGCCAGGCAGGCCCCGGUGCCAUCCUCCAUCCAGCCGAGACCUCCCCCUCCUCCAGCGCAAGUUCAGUUGGCAUCCAAGCAGCUCACGAGCCCAGCAGCAGGCCCUCCAUCGAGAGGCAAACUGACAGCAGCUGCCCAGGCUGUAAUGGGAGUCAGAGCAGGUCUCGAUACAGUCGGAAGUAACAGCAGAGUAUGGAGAUUGGGAAAAGCUGGUAGAAGAAGUUCCAAACUGCAGCAGGACUAA